GAUGGCGGUCCUGGACGCCGAGGGCUGACGCGCCGCUGCGAGGCCGGGACCGGUUCGUCUCUGCACUGGACUAUGAGCCCCUGGGAAGGAGCCGUGUCGUACUCAUCUCUAGGUCCCCGGCGUCCAGCGCAGUUCCUGCAGCAGAGCACACUACCGCACACGAGUGCACACACAGGUACAUGACCCAUGCCGCUGUGAAUAAGUGAAGAGAGAGGAAUGGUUCAGAGUACUGACUCCCUUGAGUUUGGAGAGGCUGUUUAAGCUGAAUUUUGGGACAUGGCCACUGCUUCACCAAGGUCUGCUACUAGUAAUAACCACAGUGGAAGGUUACAGUUACAGGUAACUGUCUCUAGUGCCAAACUGAAAAGAAAAAAGAACUGGUUUGUGACAUCAGUCUACACUGAAGUAGUUGUUGAUGGAGAAAUUAAGAAAACAGCAAAAUCCAGUAGUUCUUCUAAUCCGAAGUGGGAUGAGCAGUUGACCGUGAGCGUGACCACGCAGAGCACCCUGGAGUUCCGGGUCUGGAGCCACCACACUCUGCGGGCAGACGCCCUGUUGGGACGGGCAGCGGUGGACCUGAAGCAGGCUCUGCUGACACACAACCGGAAGUGUGCUGGAGAGAAGGUGGUGCCCGGACACAUCCCAGGGAGAUGCAUGACGCAGAGACAAGGGCAGCUCCAGAGAAAAACACGUGUCUGCAGAGAUGUGUCAGUUAGAAUUGCAGGACGAGCCGUGACAGGAGAAGUGGAAAGAGUGAAAGAACAAUUAAAACUUUGCUUGGAGAACAAGAAUGGCAGAGUGCAGACUGGCGAGUUAACGGUGGUGCUGGACGGAUUGGUGAUUGAGCCAGAAAACCUACUGAGCUGCAGCCCACCCCCAACCAUAGAAAUACAGCAAAAUGGUGAUGCCUUACAUGAACACGGAGAGCCUUCAGCCAGGACGACGACCAGGUUGGCUGCUGAAGGUCCCAACAGAAUAGAUAACCACGUACUUACCAACACUGUGGUGCAGGACUCCUGCUGUUCCCGUGUGGUGAACGGAGACAGCGCACCGUCCUCUCCAUCUCAGGGUGCGGCCAGGCCCCAGAACCCCCCAGCCCCACGACCACGCACGCCUGAGCCUGCCAGUGACACUGUUAAUGGAGAACCGUCCUCACCUGUACCAGCUGAUGGCGCUCUGGCUGUAGGGCCGUCCAUGGCCCCCGAGGACAGUGUGUCAUCGUCAGGUUACACUGGAAUCACUGGUGAGGAGGCCCCCGUUCCAGAAGUGUCAGCAGCCUCAGAGCCCAGUGGACGUGUCCUCUCGGACGGUGCAGCGCUCGGGGCUGGGGUUGGCGGGGGGCCGGACCUGGACCCUGCCGCCUCUGCCUCUGCAAACAGCCCUGCCUUCGAAGCUGCCAAGUCCCGGCAGCUGAGCGGGGCUGCGGAGCCCGGGAGGAACGCCGGCACGGAAAGCCUGCCCUCGGGGUGGGAGCAGAGGAAAGACCCUCAUGGAAGAACCUAUUACGUGGAUCACAACACGCGGACGACCACGUGGGAGAGGCCACAGCCUUUGCCCCCAGGCUGGGAGAGAAGAGUGGAUGACCGUGGCAGGGUGUACUAUGUGGAUCACAACACCAGGACAACCACGUGGCAGCGACCGACACUGGAGUCUGUGCGGGACUUUGAACAGUGGCAGUCGCAGCGCAACCAGCUGCAGGGCGCCCUCCAGCAGUUCAACCAGCGCUACCUCUACUCGGCUUCCGUGUUAGCUGCAGAAAGUGACCCGUACGGGCCCCUGCCGCCAGGCUGGGAAAAAAGAGUAGAUUCAACAGACAGAGUUUACUUUGUGAAUCAUAACACAAAAACCACCCAGUGGGAAGAUCCGAGAACUCAGGGCUUACAGAAUGAAGAGCCCCUGCCCGAAGGCUGGGAGAUCAGGUAUACCCGGGAAGGUGUACGGUACUUUGUCGAUCACAACACCAGGACGACGACGUUCAAAGACCCUCGCAACGGGAAGUCGUCUGUAACUAAAGGUGGUCCCCAGAUCGCGUACGAACGCAGCUUCAGGUGGAAGCUUGCUCACUUUCGUUACCUGUGCCAGUCCAACGCACUACCCAGUCACGUGAAGAUCAACGUGUCCCGGCAGACACUGUUCGAAGACUCCUUCCAGCAGAUCAUGGCAUUGAAGCCCUACGACUUGAGGAGGCGAUUGUACGUCAUCUUCCGAGGAGAAGAAGGACUCGACUAUGGCGGUUUAGCAAGGGAGUGGUUUUUCCUGCUGUCCCACGAAGUCCUGAACCCCAUGUACUGCUUGUUUGAGUACGCGGGCAAGAACAACUACUGCCUGCAGAUCAACCCUGCGUCCACCAUCAACCCUGACCACCUCUCCUACUUCUGCUUCAUCGGCCGCUUCAUCGCCAUGGCACUUUUCCAUGGGAAGUUUAUUGAUACUGGUUUCUCUUUGCCAUUCUACAAGCGGAUGUUAAGUAAAAAACUGACAAUUAAGGAUUUGGAGUCUAUUGAUACUGAAUUUUAUAAUUCUCUUAUCUGGAUAAGAGACAACAACAUCGAAGAAUGUGGCUUAGAAAUGUACUUUUCUGUUGACAUGGAGAUUUUGGGCAAGGUGACCUCGCAUGACCUGAAGCUGGGAGGAGCCAACAUCCUGGUGACCGAGGACAACAAGGAUGAGUACAUCGGGCUGAUGACGGAGUGGCGGUUUUCCCGCGGGGUGCAGGAGCAGACCAAAGCCUUCCUGGACGGCUUCAACGAAGUCGUCCCGCUGCAGUGGCUGCAGUACUUCGAUGAGAAAGAGCUGGAGGUGAUGCUGUGCGGCAUGCAGGAGGUGGACCUGGCCGACUGGCAGCGCAACGCCGUGUACCGGCACUACACCCGGAACAGCAAGCAGGUCAUCUGGUUCUGGCAGUUCGUGAAGGAGACUGACAACGAGGUGAGGAUGCGCCUCCUGCAGUUCGUCACCGGGACCUGCCGCCUGCCCCUGGGGGGCUUCGCCGAGCUCAUGGGAAGUAAUGGGCCUCAAAAAUUUUGCAUUGAGAAAGUUGGGAAAGAUACCUGGUUACCAAGAAGCCACACGUGUUUCAACCGCUUGGACCUACCGCCGUAUAAGAGUUACGAGCAGCUGAAGGAAAAGCUCCUUUUUGCGAUAGAAGAGACGGAGGGCUUCGGACAGGAGUAGAGCUCAUGGGCGGCGCAGGCCGCGCCUGCACGGAGGAGUGUGCCUAGGCUGUUCGCGGGCAGGGACUUUAUGGGCGUCUCAAAUAUAAACGGUUUCCACUCAGAAUAUGCAAAAGAACUCAUCCUUUUCUACUUUAUUUAUUGUUCCCUGAACUGACUGAGCAGGAUAAGAUCAACCUUAAAUUCCGAAGUGAGGCUGGACUGGACGUGCGCUCUAGUUUUAUAGAGCUGCCACGACGGCACUGUGGGCUGUGGGCGCUGGGGCGCGGGC
Molecule: messenger RNA, 3444 nt
Organism: Molossus molossus (Pallas's mastiff bat)
Lineage: Eukaryota; Metazoa; Chordata; Mammalia; Chiroptera; Molossidae
Gene: WWP1
Product: WW domain containing E3 ubiquitin protein ligase 1
Exons: 27
Coding region: 277-3174 (965 amino acids)
Biological process (GO): ubiquitin-dependent protein catabolic process
Molecular function (GO): ubiquitin protein ligase activity; protein binding
Source: RefSeq, a predicted model, not a curated record